This is a messenger RNA of Acaulospora morrowiae, 2074 nucleotides long. The record is from the annotation of a GenBank genome assembly. Lineage: Eukaryota; Fungi; Glomeromycota; Glomeromycetes; Diversisporales; Acaulosporaceae.
AUGUCUCUCACGAUAUACGACGUUGUCGUAUAUUUUUUUAAAGUUGUGUUGAGUACUUUUUUCCGCGAAAUAAGACCCCGGGGUUCGCACAAAAUUCCCGAAGAGGGACCGGUUAUCUUUGUUGCGGCCCCACACGCAAACCAGUUCGUUGAUCCGUUGAUUUUAAUGAAUAAUUGCCAAAGGCGUGUUUCUUUUUUGAUUGCUGAAAAGUCCAUGAAACGAAAAUAUGUUGGUCUAAUGGCACGCGCGGUUCAUGCAAUCCCUGUUGCUAGACCUCAAGAUUUGGCAGAGCGCGGGAAAGGGAAAAUUUUUCUGGAAGAUCGUGUAAGUGACCCCACCCGUAUCACGGGAAUUGGUACAGAAUUUAAAAAGCAAUUAAAAGUAAGAGGUCAAAUUGCUUUACCCAAUGAUCUUGGUUCAUCCGAAAUAACAGAAAUUAUUUCAGAUGUUGAAUUGCGGGUAAAAAAGGAAUUCAAGGAUUUAAAAUCUUUGGAAUUGUUGACACAACCCGAAGGAACUUCUUAUAAAUUCUUACCACAUGUAGACCAAAGUCAAGUUUAUAAUGCAGUAUUUGAGAUGCUAAACACAGGCAACUGUAUUGGCAUAUUCCCUGAAGGCGGUAGUCACGAUCGGACUGAAAUUUUGCCCCUAAAAGCUGGUGUAGCUAUUAUGGCUUUAGGUGCCAUGGCAAAUAAUCCCAAGCUAGAUGUCAAGAUAGUUCCAUGCGGAUUAAAUUACUUCCAUGCGCAUCAUUUUCGUUCUCGAGCUGUUGUUGAAUUCGGUUCUCCUAUAUCAAUCCCAAACGAGCUAGUGGAAAGAUAUCGCAGUGGUGGGACGGAGAAAAGAGAAGCGUGUAGUAAAUUGUUGGAGACAAUUUACAAUGGAUUAAAAUCAGUAACUGUUAAUACACCUGACUAUGAGACAUUAAUGGUUAUCCAAGCAGCCCGUAGGCUAUAUAAACCUGAACACUCUAAGCUUGAAUUGACUGACGUGAUGGUAUUAAAUCGUCGAUUUGUCGGAGGUUACAUGAAGUUUAAGGAUAACCCACGCGUCCAAGAAAUGAAUAAAAACGUCAUGGAAUAUAAUCAGUUGUUGAAAUAUUACGGGCUAAGGGAUCAUCAAGUUCAUAAAGCCGCCAUGGGAAGAUUUAGAGCUCUAAUGUUGCUAAUAUAUCGGGUAUUUCUUUUGUUAAUAUUGGUUAUAUUAGGCUUUACUGGUGCCAUCUUAGGUCUUCCGAUCAUAACUAUUGCACGUGUAAUUAGUAAGAAGAAAGCGAGGGAGGCAGCUAGGUCUUCAAGUGUUAAAAUAGCUGGUCGUGACGUGUUGGCCACAUGGAAACUUCUUGUUGCACUUGGAGUUGCACCAAUUUUAUACGGAUUUUAUACCCUGAUAUUCUCGGUUUUAGUGUACAAGUAUAAUUUGAGCAUUCUGAAACUAGGAACAUUUUAUCCGUUGGUUAUAUUUUUAAUGAUUGUGAUAGAUAGUUAUGCGACACUGCAAUUGUAUGAUACCGGGUUAGAUAUAUAUAGGUCUCUUCGCCCUCUUUUCUUGUCCGUAAUACCCUCUGAACAAUCAUCAAUCCAAAAAUUGAUUCAAAUUCGGGAUAAACUUUCACGGGAUUUAACCGAAUUAAUUAAUGAACUCGGACCAAAGCUAUAUCCAGAUUUUGAAGCAUCACGCAUUGUAAAAGAAACUAGAGAUUCUCGUGAUAGUCGGACACCAUCUCCAUCUAGGCCUUCAUCAAGACUACUUUCUUUAGCAGAUUGGCUAGACGAAAAAAUAUUUAAUUGGGAAAGAGCUGAUGAAUCUGAUUACGACGAUGUAAUUUCAUUUAUAGAUAAACAAAUUCGAGGUCGUAGAAGUAGAAGGGGUUCAAGAGAACAUAGGAGCAACAGUAUGUCUAGAAGUAGAGCAAGUUCUGUAGACUCUAAUAAUACUUCAAGCAGUGACAAGCGUUCUAGUUUUGGAGUUGAUACUUUUACUAAAUUACCAUCCUCCGAAAACAAGAACAUUCCAAGAGUUGAAGUUAAUGAUUUUGAUGAAGAUUCGGGUUAUCAGGGAGAUAAAGAAAUUG